This is a messenger RNA of Leptonychotes weddellii (Weddell seal), 433 nucleotides long. The record is from RefSeq and is a predicted model, not a curated record. Lineage: Eukaryota; Metazoa; Chordata; Mammalia; Carnivora; Phocidae.
AGCUCUGAGUCAACAUCCAACGGUGAAUGAUGACCUGCCAAAUCGUAUAAUAUCUGGCUUGGUGAAGGUGAAAGGAAACGUGAAGGAAUUCACAGAAACGGCUGCCAUAUUUGACGAUGGCUCCAGGGAGGACCACGUGGAUGCUGUCAUCUUUGCCACAGGCUAUACCUUUGCCUUCCCUUUUCUUGAAGAUUCUGUCCAAGUAGUCAAAAACAAGAUUUCCCUAUAUAAAAAGGUCUUCCCUCCAAACCUGGAAAAGCCAACUCUUGCAAUCAUAGGCUUGAUCCAGCCCUUGGGUGCCAUUAUGCCCAUUUCAGAGCUGCAAGGACGCUGGGUCACUCAAGUAUUUAAAGGGCUAAAGACAUUGCCCUCACAAAGUGAAAUGAAAGCAGAAAUAACUAAGGCUCAAGAGGAAAUUGCUAAAAGGUAUGUG